AUGUCUACGAGCAACAAGGAACCGAUUGCAUCGUCCGGAGCCCUCCUGGAGGGGGAUACUGUGGACCGGACCAUUCUGAAAGCCGCUCCGUUGGCCAAGGACAACCCGGUCAGUGCCAAUCCGCACAUUCCGUCCGUCUCGGCGUCGGCCGUACUCGGCGAGAGUUCGACCAUGCCGGAAGGAUCCACGCAAUGUCGAGGAUUUGAUUUUAAUAGCACGCUCAACAACACGAGUAAGGAUGUAUUGGAGGGACUCUUGAAAGCAUUCACCACCACGGGAUUUCAAGCGUCCAACGUGGGACUCGCCGUGGAACAAAUUCGUCGGAUGCGCCAAUGGCGCUUGAGCGAUACGGAAUGGAAAGAAGGAGACGAUGAAGCUCUCAAGCCAAUAGAAGUUCGACAACGGAUUCGGGCCCGUAUUUUUCUCGGUUACACAUCGAAUCAAAUAUCGUGUGGCCAACGCGAAGUUAUUAAAUUCUUGGUCCAGCAUAAAAUGGUCGAUGUCCUCGUCACCACGGCAGGAGGGAUUGAAGAAGAUAUCAUCAAAUGCUUUGAACCCACAUUCAUGGGAGAUUUCAAAUUGAAUGGACGGGAGUUGAGGAAAAAGGGAAUUAAUCGAAUUGGAAAUUUGUUGGUCCCCAACAAGAACUAUUGUGACUUUGAAGACUGGAUGUCCCCUCUCAUUGACAGUAUGCACGAUUACCAGGACCAACAAUGGAAGGAAUGGGCUCAAAAGAAGCAAUCAGCCAAUAACAAUGGCGACGAUGAUGACGACAAUACACCACCGUUUGUUUGGACACCUUCCAAAGUCAUUCGCAAAAUGGGGCUCGCCAUAAACAAUCCCGACAGUGUCCUCUAUUGGGCGGCCAAACACAACAUUCCCGUAUUUUCACCCGCACUGACCGAUGGAUCGGUCGGAGACAUGCUCUACUUUCAUUCCUACAAACGACCCGGAUUUAUUCUGGAUACCAAUCACGAUAUUCGUGCCAUGAACGAUUUGGCCGUACAGAGUCAUCAUACGGGCAUGAUUAUUCUCGGCGGCGGAUUGGUCAAACAUCACAUUUGCAAUGCCAAUUUGAUGCGCAAUGGGGCCAAUUUCGCAGUGUUUAUCAAUACCGGACAAGAAUACGAUGGCAGUGACAGUGGCGCAUCGCCCGAUGAAGCACUCAGUUGGGGCAAAAUUGCCAUUACGGCACAACCCGUCAAGGUGUGCUGCGAUGCAUCCAUUGCCUUUCCACUCAUUGUCAGUCAAACGUUUGCCAAGAAUGUCGACGAAUGGAAGGAGCAGACCAAAGAUACCGUCUGUUGGAUUGAUGAUUUGGAUUCGACAACAUCCACUACAACUACAUCGUAA
Molecule: messenger RNA, 1353 nt
Organism: Seminavis robusta
Lineage: Eukaryota; Bacillariophyta; Bacillariophyceae; Naviculales; Naviculaceae
Source: the annotation of a GenBank genome assembly